AUGGGUCCGAUUGAAAAUGAACUUGCUCGACACUCUUUUUCUACCAAUACCAUACAAGAUGACAUGCUCUCUUUCAUGAUCAUUAAUCCUCUUAAUGAGAUUGGCAAUAGCAUGGAGGACUCUAACGGCAAGUGGACAGUAAAGUCAUUUACAGGUGAAGCACAAUGGUAUCAGGUUAAUGUAUCAAACAAUUUGAUACAAAAUUGCACUUGUCCCAAUUUUGCUUCACGUCAAAUUCCCUGUAAACACACACAUCUCCUAAAGAGAUUUAUUGGUCUAGACUUUGCGUAUACAGUUCAAAGGGAAAACAACCACCUCCAACUGCAAAGAUCGCUUGCAUCUGAGCAUGAAGUGGCAGUUGUUAAUGAGGAAGUUGAAAAUGAAACAAACACAGUUGUUGUGGGUGGUAGAAACAAUUCUGUUUGGUUGCAAAGAAUCAUGGCCCAGAAUACAACACUUCAUCAUCAAAGAGAAGACUUAGAGCAGUUGAUGGAUGUUCCAGGAAUUGAUGAAGCCGAAUUACAAGUGAUUAGUGGUUUACUUGGGGAAGCAAUGAAUCGUAUAGACACUCUUAGAAAUGCAAACUCUUCCUGCUUUAGAAAUCUUAAUACACAAAGAUAA
Molecule: messenger RNA, 621 nt
Organism: Phycomyces blakesleeanus NRRL 1555(-)
Lineage: Eukaryota; Fungi; Mucoromycota; Mucoromycetes; Mucorales; Phycomycetaceae
Exons: 1
Coding region: 1-621 (206 amino acids)
Molecular function (GO): zinc ion binding
Source: RefSeq, a predicted model, not a curated record